AUGGGCAUUACCCGAGACUCGAUUCACAAGAGACGUUCCACUGGAGGAAAGAAGAAUAUGAUGCAGAAGAAGAAGAAAUACAACAUGGGUCGUCAGCCAGCCAACACCAGACUCGGCGCAAAGAGAAUUCAUGACGUCCGUUGCAGAUUCGGCAUUAUUAAGAGAAGAGCACUUAGACUUGAUGUCGGAUAUUUCACUUGGGUUUCACAAGCCAUGACCAAGACCGCCAAAAUCUUGAACGUCGUCUACAACGCUUCCAACAACGAUUACGUCAGAACCAACACUUUGGUCAAGAACGCCAUCAUUGAAGUCGAUGCCUCCCCAUUCAGAUUAUGGUUCCUCAAGAGAUUCGGAAAGGACAUUGCCUCCAAGGAUUACAUCAAGUCCCUCGAGACUGAAGGUUACACCGCUGACAAGAAGAUCGCCCUCGCCAAGGAGGAAGACGUUAAGACUGACGCCAAACAGACUGGCAAAGAGGAAUCAAAAGAGAAGACUGUUGCUCACCAAAUUGUUGAGACUCAACUUGCUUUAAUGAAGCCAUCAAACACUAUGAAGAAGAAAUAUGCCUCUAUGCUCAAAGUCCUUAAGCACGUCAAGUUCGAGGAUGCCUUGAUGGAGGGCUUCCAGGCUGGAAGAUUGUUGGCUUGCAUCUCAUCCAGACCGGGCCAGACUGGCAGAGUUGAUGGAUACCUCUUGGAAGGAAAGGAACUCGACUUCUACUCAAAGAAGGUCUCUGAGAAGAAAAAGUAA
This is a messenger RNA of Entamoeba invadens IP1, 750 nucleotides long. RefSeq names its product 40S ribosomal protein S8, putative. The coding region runs from base 1 to 750 and encodes 249 amino acids. The record is from RefSeq and is a predicted model, not a curated record. Gene Ontology annotation, cellular component: cytosolic small ribosomal subunit; ribosome. The transcript has a single exon. Gene Ontology annotation, biological process: maturation of SSU-rRNA from tricistronic rRNA transcript (SSU-rRNA, 5.8S rRNA, LSU-rRNA); translation. Gene Ontology annotation, molecular function: structural constituent of ribosome. NCBI's taxonomy places the organism in Eukaryota, Evosea, Mastigamoebida, Endamoebidae.